ACUCAGUGGAAUCGAAGGUUCGUGGAAUGGCGGGCACGGGUUUGGUAGCCGGAGAGGCUGUGGUGGAUGCACUGCCCUAUUUUGACCAAGGUUAUGAAGCGCCUGGUGUGCGGGAAGCGGCUGCGGCGCUGGUGGAGGAGGAAACUCGCAGAUACCGACCUACGAAGAACUACCUGAGCUACCUGACAGCCCCGGAUUAUUCUGCUUUUGAAACUGACAUAAUGAGAAAUGAAUUUGAAAGAUUGGCUGCUCGACAACCAAUUGAAUUACUCAGUAUGAAACGAUAUGAGCUUCCAGCCCCUUCCUCAGGUCAGAAAAAUGAUAUUACUGCAUGGCAAGAAUGUGUAAAUAAUUCUAUGGCCCAGUUAGAACAUCAAGCAGUUCGAAUUGAGAAUCUGGAACUAAUGUCACAGCAUGGAUGCAAUGCCUGGAAAGUAUAUAAUGAAAAUCUAGUUCAUAUGAUUGAACAUGCCCAGAAAGAGCUCCAGAAGUUAAGGAAACAUAUUCAAGAUUUAAACUGGCAGCGAAAGAACAUGCAACUAACAGCUGGGUCUAAAUUGAGAGAAAUGGAGUCAACUUGGGUAUCCCUGGUUAGUAAGAAUUAUGAGAUUGAACGGACUAUUGUACAGCUAGAAAAUGAAAUCUAUCAAAUUAAGCAGCAACAUGGAGAGGCAAACAAAGAAAACAUUCGACAAGACUUUUAAAAAGAAAAGUGAAUUUGGUGGGUAAAGAGAAGGGAGAGUUGAGCUUUCACAGAAUAUCAGGCAUCUGAACUACUUCUGAACCACGGAGGGCAGCAGCAUCUUAUGGAAAUCAUUGGUGGUUAAAUGUAUAGAAACCAUAGAAUGUGUGAACUGUUGUAUUAUUUCUCUAUUGUUUUAGCAAAAUAAAAAAUUUCAACUUGGUAGUAUUUUUAUA
This is a messenger RNA of Trichechus manatus latirostris (Florida manatee), 918 nucleotides long. It is a transcript of the gene BCAS2, whose product is annotated as BCAS2 pre-mRNA processing factor. The transcript is spliced from 7 exons. The record is from RefSeq and is a predicted model, not a curated record. Gene Ontology annotation, cellular component: catalytic step 2 spliceosome; Prp19 complex; precatalytic spliceosome. Gene Ontology annotation, biological process: mRNA processing. Bases 27 to 704 code for a protein of 225 amino acids. NCBI's taxonomy places the organism in Eukaryota, Metazoa, Chordata, Mammalia, Sirenia, Trichechidae.